Molecule: messenger RNA, 682 nt
Organism: Orycteropus afer afer
Lineage: Eukaryota; Metazoa; Chordata; Mammalia; Tubulidentata; Orycteropodidae
Gene: DNAL4
Product: dynein axonemal light chain 4
Biological process (GO): microtubule-based process
Cellular component (GO): dynein complex
Molecular function (GO): dynein intermediate chain binding; dynein light intermediate chain binding
Source: RefSeq, a predicted model, not a curated record
ACUCUUGUUUCGCUCCUUGACAACCCAGGCGGGAGUGCGCUGGCUGCGGCCCCGACUCCGGCCCCCGUGGGAGCAGCAUCCCUUUGAGAAAGACAUUUUCUGCUCCCGCCAAGUUGGCAAGGCCUUCUUCCUGCAUCUCCUGGCCGUGUCUUAAUUGCCAGACUCAGCACCUCCUGGAAGCCCCACCCUCUCCUCCAGUGGCCACAGUGGAAGGACCAUGGGCGAAACUGAAGGGAGGAAAGAUGAGGCAGAUUAUAAGCGCCUGCAGACCUUCCCUCUGGUCAGGCACUCGGACAUGCCAGAGGAGAUGCGAGUGGAGACCAUGGAACUAUGUGUCACAGCCUGUGAGAAAUUCUCCAACAACAACGAGAGUGCCGCCAAGAUGAUCAAAGAGACGAUGGACAAGAAGUUUGGCUCCUCCUGGCACGUGGUGAUCGGCGAGGGCUUUGGGUUUGAGAUCACACACGAGGUGAAGAACCUGCUGUACCUGUACUUUGGAGGGACCCUGGCUGUGUGUGUCUGGAAGUGCUCCUGACACUCUGUCCCCCACCCUGGCUCCCGUGCCCUGUUGGGGCUUUCUCGGCCGUUCUUCAGGGGUGGGAAGCAGCCUAGGCAGGCCCUGGUUCUACCAAGGAGAGUGGGGGUCUUGUCUUUCUGUCCUGUGCACCAGUUUUCCUGAGCC